AUGGACGGAGCUCCUAGAGGUCGUGGCGCGAGAGGGCGCGGUGCUAGAGGUCGUGGCGGCAGAGUUGGCCGUGGCGGCAGAGCUGGUGGUAGAGCUGGAGGUCGAGCAGGCCGAGGUCGUGGUCGUGGACUUCCGGAGGAGUCGGGAGAGAGUGCGGCACCGAGUGUGCAUACUGCGUCGGUGACCCAGUCAGUUCCGUUGGCGGGUGAUGCCAGUGCGAGUGUUGGUAUGGGAGCGGGGGCUGCUCCGGGUGGGGGUGGCGCUCCGGCUCCGGGUCAUGAUGACUUAGUGGUGGGUUUGCUGACGCAGCUGUUGGCUCGUUUUCCGCCGGUGGUUCCACAGGGGGCUCCAGGAGUACCGCCAGUGGCAGAGGUGCAGCAUGUUGCUGCAGGCGUUGCGCAGCCGGAGGCUGUGGAUGCGGGUGUGACCAGUUAUUUGGAGUUUAUGGGCCACAUGCAGAAGAUUGGUACGCCUUUCUUCGAGGGUAGAGUUGGUCCAGAGGAGGCAGACGCGUGGCGUCAGAGAGUGGAGCGGAACUUUCAUUCGAUCCGUUGUCCGAUAGAGUACUGGGUGGAGUUAGCGGUCCACUAUUUGAGUGGCGAUGCUCAUUUGUGGUGGCAGGCCGCGGUGGGCCGGAGGGCAUUUUGGACUUGGGGCGACUUCCUUGUGGAGUUCAACGCCAAGUAUUUCCCGAGGCAGGCUCGUGAUCGUCUUCAGAUGCGGUUUAUGGGCAUUGAGCAGGGUUCGCGUUCUGUACGCGAGUAUGAUGAGGAGUUCAGCCGUCUGUUAGUGCAUGCGGGCUUUGGUAUGGAGUCUGAGCAUCAGUUGACGAACAGAUUUCUCGAGGGACUUCGCAAGAAUAUUCGGACUCUAUGCAGGAGUAGUAUGCACACUUCGAGGGCGAGUCUGGUAGAGUUGGCCGCGUCGGUUGAGGCGGAUCUUGGUGGGCCAGUUGGUCCGGCGGCUGUGCCGUCAGCAGUUGCUUCUGCUACCCAGCCUCGGGGUCAGCAUCAGCAGCCGCGACAGCAGCAGCAGCAGCAGCGCAGAGGUGGUUCGAGUUUCAGUUCUGGUUCUGGCAGGGGCGGUUUGCCUGCGCAGGGUCAGAAGAGGAGUAGAGAGGAGUUUUCUGAGAGAGUCAGCACCGAGAUGUGCUACUACUGCAAGGAGCCUGGGCAUAUCAAGCCCAUGUGUCCUAAGUUGCGGAGUAUGUCGGUGGCUUCGGUUCAGCCAGUAGCGGCUCAGCCAGUGAGUCAGAUCGCAGCAGUGCAGCCGUUGGGUCAGAUUGCACCGGCGUCGCGGGGUUACUCUUCGGUGGAGACUGGCGGGACUAGUCAGACCGGACAGAUCACAGGGACCUUGUUAGUGGGCGGUUUUGAGUCCCACGUUUUAUUCGACUCUGGAGCAUCGAAUUGCUUCAUUACACCGGAGCGUGCCGAGAAGAGUGGCAUCCGGAGUAGCGCGGGCGAGAGCGCGGGCAUGGUCAAGGUGGCGGGAGGUGGAUUCUUGUCUACUUUGGGCCGUGCUAGAGGAGUCGAGAUCGAGAUUGCGGGGCAGUCAAUGCCAGCAGACUUAGUCAUCAGUCCGGUGGAGCUGUAUGACGUUAUUCUCGGGAUGGACUGGUUGUCACACUACAGAGUUCAUCUGGAUUGCUACAGAGGUAGAGUGGUCUUCGAGCGAGAUGCAGGGAGGUUGGUUUAUCAGGGAGUGAGACCGACUUCCGGGAGUAUUGUGAUAUCUGCUAUUCAGGCCGAGCAGUUGUUAGAGCGGGGCUGUGAGGCGUAUCUGGCGACGAUUUCUAUGUCUGAGUCAGGAGCUGGAGUUGUUAUGGGAGAUAUUGAGGUUGUCCAGGAUUUUGAGGAUGUCUUUCAGUCACUGAAGGGAUUACCACCAUCUCGGUCUGAUCCUUUCACGAUUGAGUUAGAGCCGGGGACAGCACCGAUAUCGAAGACGCCUUACAGGAUGGCGCCAGCUGAGUUGGCAGAGCUGAAGAAGCAGAUAGAGGACCUUUUGUCUAAGGGGUUCAUUCGACCGAGUGUUUCACCGUGGGGAGCACCGGUGUUGUUUGUGAAGAAGAAGGAUGGCAGUUUCAGACUUUGUAUCGAUUACAGAGGUCUUAACCGAGUCACUGUGAAGAACAGGUACCCACUCCCGAGGAUUGAUGAGUUGUUGGAUCAGUUGAGGGGUGCUACUUGGUUCUCCAAGAUUGACUUGGCAUCGGGGUAUCAUCAGAUCCCGAUAGAUGAGGCAGAUGUCAGGAAGACUGCUUUCAGGACGCGUUAUGGGCAUUUUGAGUUUGUGGUUAUGCCUUUCGGUUUGACUAACGCGCCGGCAGCCUUCAUGAGAUUGAUGAACGACGAGGAGCAUGCGACUCACUUGAGGUUGGUUCUGGAGAAGCUUCGGGAGCAGAAGCUUUUCGCUAAGUUGAGCAAGUGCAGUUUCUGGCAGCGAGAGAUGGGAUUUCUUGGCCACAUUGUUUCUGCAGAGGGAGUUUCUGUGGAUCCGGCUAAGAUUGAGGCUAUCAGAGAUUGGCCUAGACCUAGUAGUGCCACCGAGAUCAGGAGUUUUCUGGGUUUGGCAGGAUACUACAGGAGGUUCGUCAAGGGGUUUGCUACCAUGGCGCAGCCGAUGACGAAGUUGACCGGGAAGGAUGUCCCUUUUAUUUGGUCAGCUGAGUGUGAGGAGAGCUUUAGUCAGCUCAAGGAGAUGUUGACUACUACACCAGUGUUGGCGUUACCCGAGCCAGGGAAGCCUUACAUGGUGUAUACAGAUGCUUCAGGCAUUGGUCUUGGUUGUGUGCUGAUGCAGGAGGGCAGAGUGAUAGCAUAUGCUUCGAGACAGUGGCAGGGCAGUGAGCGUAACCGUCCUACACAUGACUUAGAGUUGGGAGCAGUGAUCUUCGCGUUGAAGAUUUGGAGGUCUUACUUGCUAGGUGAGACAGUACAGGUCUUCACGGAUCACAAGAGUUUGCAGCAUAUCUUCACUCAGCCGAUGAUGAACGCGAGACAGACGCGCUGGGUUGAGUUCUUGGCGGAUUAUCAGGUGAGCAUUAACUACCAUCCGGGCAAGGCUAACCUAGUGGCGGACGCGUUGAGUAGACGGAGGUAUGAUUCCGCAGUUGAGCGAGAUGUGGAGUCUCUAGUUGGCGAGAUCAGUACCUUGCGUUUGUGUGCCAUUUCGCAUGAGCCUUUGGGUUUAGAGGCAGUGGAUCAGGCGGAUCUACUUAGCAGGAUCAGAGUUGCUCAGCAGAGUGAUCAGAGUUUGCUAGAUGCGACGAGAGUGACUGGUUCUGAGUAUGAGGUCUCUGCGAAUGGGACUAUCUUGGUUCGUGGGCGAGUUUGUGUGCCUAAGGAUGUGGAGUUGAGACAUCAGAUUUUGGGAGAGGCUCACGCGAGCAAGUUUUCCAUUCAUCCGGGAGCGACCAAGAUGUACCAUGACCUCAAGAGGUACUAUCAUUGGGUCGGGAUGAAGAGGGAUGUAGCAGAUGGGUUGCGAAGUGCAACACUUGUGCCUUGGUGA
Messenger RNA from Microthlaspi erraticum, 3516 nucleotides. NCBI's taxonomy places the organism in Eukaryota, Viridiplantae, Streptophyta, Magnoliopsida, Brassicales, Brassicaceae. The record is from the annotation of a GenBank genome assembly.